This is a messenger RNA of Sitodiplosis mosellana (orange wheat blossom midge), 1029 nucleotides long. RefSeq lists its product as uncharacterized. The record is from RefSeq and is a predicted model, not a curated record. NCBI's taxonomy places the organism in Eukaryota, Metazoa, Arthropoda, Insecta, Diptera, Cecidomyiidae. The coding region runs from base 112 to 849 and encodes 245 amino acids. The transcript has 2 exons.
UCGAAGAGACCUUUUCUGGAGUUGUCAUUCAAUUGACAUGCACUUGUUUUUAUUAUUCAGAAACAUAAACAAUUAUUAUCGGAAGCGUCUUAACGUGUGAAAUUUUAUGAAAUGACAAAAUUUCUCAAGUUUCCAUCAAAACAAAAACCAUUUGACGCUGCUAUCGGUGACAUUACCGAAACCGAUCUAUACGAGUAUGCAUUUCCAAGCGAAGACAUCACAUUUGAAGUGGUGAAAAUUGAAGAUACUGAAUGUGUUGUCAAUGAAGCCGAUGAGAAAUGUAUAAACGGUUUGGAGCCGAACACAAGUAAUGAGACAGAAACGUCGACGAGGAAAAGUCAACGCACACCGAAAAAGAAAGUGAUCGUAGAAUAUGGUUACAUAGCGAAGCGGCGGAAAGCACAUGCCAAAAAGGGAUUGGCAAAGAAUCAUACACCCAAGAUGAACAGGAUCUCUCGGCGCCCAAUCAAACCAACGCGUGUUACUCAACAUCGUUCAAUUGAGAUGACCGUUCUCAACAUAAAACAAGAAAAAACAUCAUCACAAACGAAUCAAAACAUCGAAAAUCACAGCACAGUAACACAGAAUGGUCUACGUAAAUCAACUUUCAUCGCACCAAAAUCGGUACAAAGAAUGGAAAAAAGACCCGGACAUCAAUUCCGAUUUGAUGGCAUUGAACAUUAUCCAGAUGCAGAUGAAAGUUAUGUGACAGGAACUAGAUGUAAGAGAGAAGGAUGCAAACUUAAAUCGAAAUUUUUUUGUUUAAAAUGCCAAGUACAUCUAUGUAUAAAACGAAACACGAAUUGCUUCCAAAUAUUUCACACAUUUUCGACCGGCCAUAAAAUAUAGCAAAUAGACAUGUAUGCUUCUUAGGGACAUUCGACCGAAGAUUAAUGCAUUUUGAAAUUAGUCAUGGAAAGUAAAUAAGCAUUCGAAUCUUAAGCAAAGAUCUGUAAUUUAUUUCUCACUCACUCAUUAAAUUGCAUUGAUUUACUGAACACACCAACUGAAUUUGGUUGUUCAAAUUUA